AUGGACGACUUUGAGCAGGAAGGCAUAAAUGAAGAACUUAUUGAAUUUGCCAUCCGUGAGAGCAUUCAGGAUUCCUACAAGCUGCCAUGUUGGACACAAACUAACAGGUUUGAGAGACAAAUUUGUGUGGAUGUCUGUUCAUGUUUUCACUGGGAGUAACGUGGAUCAAAGUUACUUUUUCAAUAUCUAUUAUUGUGGCAAAUACACUGAUGAGGAAAGGAGAGAUUUUGUUUUAAAUGUGAACUUUUGUGAUUGUGUUUCUUGAGUGAAAGUUUAUCUUGAACCCCUUCAACCCCUGUUUAUUAUUAGAAAAGAAUCCAACAGUGAGGAAUUUAUGAAGAUAAUGGCGGCUAUCCAUAAAGGUAAGGCCCCUCUUUAAGUGUGUUUCAUUAUUUCAGCACCAGAAUGUGUAGGUGGAGUUAUUACAUUCAGAUAAAAGUUACAAGGCUUUGGUAUCUGCAGCUUCAUUCCACCUGUAUUUAUGUCUAUGAACCCUCAGUUUCCCCUCAUGAAUAUUGAUGUUUCCUUGUUUUACCUGGUUGCGUCUCCACAGGUGACGUGAGUGCCCUGCAGGUGAUGUCAGGUUGUACAUCCGCCUUCAGAGAGAGGGACGGCAGGGGGUGGCUGCCUCUGCAUGCAGCAGUUGUACAGCCUCAGCAAGAAAUCCUGCAAACCGUGCUGCAAGGUGAGGACUCGAUGUCACAGCUGGGUGCAGCAUCUAAACAAAUGAAGAGGAGAAAAAAACAAACAAACUCAUAUUCCACCUUUUUACUCUUCUGUGUUUUUGUAGUUGUGUUACAAUUCACAGACCUGACCCUGGAGGAGAAGACAGACGAUGGAGAAACGUUUCUGACUCUGGCAGCAGAGGCCGGCCUGGUGGAAAAUAUCAAGAUACUGCUGCAUCAUGGAGCUUCACCUCACAACACCAACGACAGGAAUGAGUCUCCACUGCUGUUGGGUAGCACAAACACACACACAUGCAUUUUACACUUCAUGUCACAUUUACUCAUUACCUCUAUAUUCAUGCAUUGAUGGCCAGAGGCAUAUCCAGACUUUUUUUAUUGACCAGCUAGAAAACUGAUUUAUGCAGGAGUGGCAGAUAAAUAAGUAGCAUUUAUUUACUCUUCUGAUCUACAACCACCAUCAAAACAAGUCAAUGUUUAAAGUACUUCAGAAAUAGCGAGCAAAUUCCUGUAAACUGUCAAAUUUAAGCAGUUAAACAGUUUGCAGGGGUUUGCUUCUACUAUCUGAUGGAUUUAUUCAUCUCCUACCUCAUAAAAUAGAUGAGUGAAGAAUUUUCUUUUCUGGUUUAGAAUUUUAAUGUAGCCGAUCAGAUUUCAAGGCGGGCCAAUGCCACCCCUGGCAACUCCUCUGGAUGUGCCCCUGUUGAGAGCAGAGAAUACUAUGCAAAGUACCCAUCAGUGCCAACUACAUUAAUUCAUACGCAUUCACAGAUUGUUGGCUAUGGUACUGGGAGCGAUUUAAAGUUUCAAUAUCUUGUCCAAGAACACUAUGAUAUUUGUAUCUGGCAUCAAACAGCCAAUUUUUCAACUGAACGACUGAAUUCACAGCUGAGCUUCAACCAACAUUAGACACUCGUGAAUUUUUAGAAGAUUUUAACGAUAAUUUAUUUUGUGAGGAUGUUUUUUGUGAUUCUUUUGUCUUUUCUAUACUCUGUAGCAGUGAGACAGAAAUCAUAUGACAUGGUUUUAUCGCUGAUCAUGGGUGGAGCGUUCGUGGAGCAGGUGUGCCUCUCGAAGUGGACGGCCACUCAUGAAGCUGCAAAGGUGAACAGCAGCAUCAGUUCUGGAUGAGACGUGGGGGAAUCAAGUCUUAAUUUGACAUUUACUCUUUACCUUCUCCUCCACCAUGUUUCCUUUCUGCUUUGUGUCUCUGCUUCCUGUCUCUUGCACCAGGUGGGCUGUCCAGCUGUCCUGAUGUUGCUACUUCGCCAUGGAGCUAAAGUAACAGCCAGAGACGGUCAUGGGGUGACUCCUCUGGGAAUUGCAGCAGAAUACGGCAACACUGAAGCUUUAGAAAUCCUUAUACAACAUGGUAAAACACCAAAUAUUGUCAAACACUCUGAAUAUAUUAUAUUUUCAACUUGAGUGACUGCAGCGUCUGUCUUCAUACCCUUUCAUGUGUCCUCUGUGCUUCAUCAGGUGGUGAUGUAAAUGCCCAGGCCACCAAUGGAGACACAGUCCUGUAUGAUGCAGCUGGAAAUGGAAACCUGGACAGUAUCAAGCUGCUCCUUCAGCACGGUGCCAACCCGAAUGUAGCCAGCUACGCAUGCCAGCUGCCCAUCCACAGAGCUGCAUAUGAGGGACACAUACUGUGAGCUGACCUCUGUGUUCUGAAGCUGUGAGACCGAGCCUUCAAAUGUGGCGAUAUUCUCAUGCAAACAGCUUGAGAAUAUCAGAGUUUCAAAAGAUAACCCAGUUUUGGAAAUUACUACAGACAAAUUAACAUUCUUUCCCCCUGAUUUUGCAGCCAAAUUGACCAAACUGUAGAAACAUGUCUUUAUUUGCACCUUACAAAUCUGCAGUGUUUUCUGGUCUUCUCGUGUCCACAAAGAGCCUUCUGUGUAACACUGUUUUUCAGUUCUGUUACUGGAUAACACUGGCACCCAAACCACAAUCUGAUGAGCAUUUUUCUCUGUGUGCUGAGUUCUUCUUUUAGCAUUUUUUAUUUACAGUUUCUAUCUUCCUCUUGUUUGUUUUCCUUCCUUCUCUCUCUUUGUCUCUCUCUUUUUCCUUAGAGCUCUGAGAACACUCAUCCCCAUCACCACCAAGAAAGCUAUCCGUCUCUCAGGCCAGAACCCUGUCCACUCAGCAGCAGAUGGGGGGCAGGCUGAAUGUUUGGAGCUGCUUCUCCAGAAAGGAUAUGAUGUUAAUGCACUGCUAGGCAUGCACAUCUCUGGUGGGAACCACUGGAAACUUAAAUUUCUCUCAAACCCACUUUAUUGAUAUAAUAUGUGUUAAACUAAGACAGCCACUGGCUUUAGACUGUAAAUUGAUCAAGAAUGCAAUAUAGGUGGAAAGUUUUGGCAAAUUAUUACCCAAAAAGUAAAGAUAAGUACACAUGUGAUAUGCACAUACAGUCUUAUUAUUAUACUACUAGUGAUAGAGGCAAGCCCGGUCACCUCACCCAGCCACUUAUGGUGAAUUUUCCCGACUUUAACCCUCUGCAUUCAUCAACCAAUCUUGUUUCUGUACAGACUUUGCAAGACAGUCAACAGUGAAAGUCUGCAUAAAGUCACCAUGAACAUAUUUGGCAACAUCUCAACUGUAAUUGGAUUUUUUUUGUCAUGAGGGCAGUGUCUGUGUUUAGGACUAGUGGUGAUUUUCAGAAGUAUUGUUUUAUGUUUGUAGACACAGAACCCUAAGCUGACAUGGUUUAUUUUAUUUUUUUUUACAAGAAAAAUAUCUUGUGAUCUUGAGAAAACGGGGGUAAAAAAAUGAAUAAACCAUGACCGCUUAGGGCUUCCGUAUGUAGAUAUCAAAUUAUUGGUAUUUUCUUCUUGCAGCUAGUCUUUUGAAAAUGUAAGUCUUGUUGCAGAGAACUACAGUGACCUCAGGAAGUCUCCUCUGUACUUUGCUGUUUGUAAUGGUGACGUCACCUGUGCUGAGAUGUUGCUCACAGCUGGAGCAAGGACCGACCUGGACCCGUUGAGAUGCAUACUGGUUGCUGUGCGUGCUGAGAGGUGUGUUGUACAUUCAAGUGUGCAUUGUGCUUCAUGAUGCUGGUGUGCUGAUGUGUCUCAGUCACCUGUGAUGUCUCCGGUCAUCUCCAGGUAUGAGCUGGUGAGGCUGUUGCUGUCCUAUGGAGCAGAGGUGAAUUGUUACUUCAAUGCUAUCUGCAACACGCAGUUCCCUACAGCCUUACAGUACUGUCUAAAGGAUCCGGUGAUGAUGCGACUACUGCUCAACAGUGGAUAUGAUGCUUACAAGUAUGCAGUUAAAAGAAUUGGCACAUGUAAUGACCAUGAAGUGCAUGAAAAUUAGUGACAGCUCAGUAUCUAGGUUAAGAACAUAACUCCUUUUAUAAAUACUGAGCUAAAGCUAAUGUACACACAACCCAGUUUAUUACUUAGCUACCAAUCUGAAAAGUUGGCGCUGAGUGUUGAUUUGAAGCUGAUUUUAUUGAUUUAAAAAUCAUCUGUUUAUACAGCUAAGACAGAACUGGCCUUCAGACUCAGAUGGCUAAUAGCACCUGGACUGGAAAGGUGCUCUAAUCAGCCUAUUUGCAGGUUCAGCUAACAUUAAAGCUCCUGUAAAUAGUUUCUUGACCCUCAUAAAUUUAACUGAAAUUUAUGUUGAUGCCUUUUGAUGACAUCCAAAAGCAAACAAGACCAUCAUCAACAAAACUGAUGAUUGUUUUAUCUUAAUUCUUAAUGUAAAAAAAUCAAUGUAGGGGGGUAGGUGUCAGCUGAGCAACUGAGGAGCUCUGUUUUUACAGUUUCUUCAUGAAAUAUUCACAGUAAAUGAUAGACUUGACUGUCAAAUGUCAGGAUGAUUUUUUUUCUGUCAAAAGUCUUUACUUAUGCACAUAGAUGACAUAAGUAAAGGCUGCUUUGUCCACAGGGGGCACCAAAAUUUGCACAAAUCAAAAGUUUCUUUGAGAAGCUUUAAAUUUAUGUUUUUGUUCAAAUAACAAUUCAAUUAUUAGCCUGCUUGACAGUUACACAUCACAUUAAGCUUUAACAUUUUCAUUCACAGUAAAGCCAAAACAAUGAUGUUAAGGAUUAUCAUCCUCGUCAGAUGUAGAAAAUGUUCACAGUAGAGACAACUUAUUCUUGUUAGGGUUUUGGCCAAUCAGAAUCAAGUAUUUAACACGGUCAGGUGAUUAGAAUAUUGUUGAGUAAUAAGGGGUAAUAUUUGGUGUUAAAAAUUAAUAUUCAACACUGACAAAGAAAUCAUACUACACCGACCAUGCUACUCUGUCUCUUUUAGGUGUUUCCAGUGUUGCCAUGGUUACAGUGAAGAGACAGAUAGCACCUGGAAAGAGCUCCACAACCAAGCCUACCGCAUUUACAGUCAACCAAAUGUCAUCUCAGUAAGAACCACAUAGUGACUGCUGGGGUCUCAAUAAUUAUACAGAUUAUUUGAAAGUUUAACUUUGUUGGGCUGACCUAACAGAAAACACCAAUACAUAAAACAUAACCUGAGUUUUUGUCUUUUAGUUCUGUGAGUACGUAUCUGUGUCUUGGCUGACACAUGUGGUUGGUGGUGUUGUGAGGACCCUCUUAGACUACGUAAUCCAUGUCAACAUCUGUCCCAACCUCAGACGCAUCCUGGAGAGGAGGCCAGAGUGGGAAGAGAUUUUGGACAUACUGAGUAAGACUUCAACUGUAUUAUUUAUUCCAAAUUACACUCAAAGUUUGAAGAGUCCUUACACUCAGUGUGUUUGUUUGAACUCAGGUAAACCCCGGUCUCUGCAGCAUCUGUGUCGACAUGUUGUCAGAGGUCACAUGAGCCCCAGGACACUGAAUUGUCCUAAAGCUAUGGCUACUGUCCCUUUUCCUCCGAGACUGAAGAACUACCUGACCUACAGUGACUUUGACCUCUUUGGUAUGACAUAG
Xyrichtys novacula (pearly razorfish) is the source of this 5581-nucleotide messenger RNA. The record is from the annotation of a GenBank genome assembly. Lineage: Eukaryota; Metazoa; Chordata; Actinopteri; Labriformes; Labridae.